AUGUUAGUUACAGCAAAAUGGAAGAGUUAUGGACACUGGUUUCUGAGCCUUCAAGCAGUACUCUAUGUCAUCUUCUUACUACUCUUGUCUUAUUCUUUGCUGCAAGCUUCAACAAAAGUAGACCCUAACCGUUACAGCAGUGCAGCAGACUCAUUGCGGGGAUUUUGCGAGGUUACCACUCUUUUGAUAGUUGCCUGUUAUAUCUCUGAAGAAAUCAAUCAAAUGAAGACAGAGGGGCUCUCAUACUUCUCAGAGUGGAUGACUCUGUUUGAUUGGUUAGGUCUGCUGUUGAUCGUGUGUAUAAUACCUUUACGGUACACUGGUAGUAAAGCUCAGUGGGUUCUGGCAUCGUUAGCUUUCUUGUUCAACUUCUUGAGACUAUUUAAAUUUUCCUGCCUGACAAGGACUACAGGAUUAUACACAAACACUUUGGCUAAGAUCAUUCAACAAGAUUUGACACGCUUCAUGGCGGUUUUUUCUGUGAUCUUUCUUCCCUACUGUACUUCCUUGUUUCUAUCACUCCGUUCCUCCUCAGUUAAAACCCACGAAUUAAGCGAUUUUGAAGAUAUUUUGUGGAGCGGUUUGCGCACUUUGUCUGAACAGCGACCAAUUGUGGACGAUUACUCAACCUUCAACUGGCUCUCAAUACUGUUAAUGAUGGCGUACAUGGGGACAGUGAUUGUGAUUCUUCUCAACAUACUCAUUGCACAGAUGAGCACGACCUACAUUCAGGCCAAGAAAGUCGCCCGUCUGGAGUAUGAUGUGGAUCGUAUUUUGCAGCUCACUCGUAUGGAGAGAUUUCCUUUUCUGCAUUUGCGCAUGAAAUAUUACAAAGAGGGCGGUUGGAUCAGUGAAAAGAAACUUGCUGAAGAGCUUCUAGAAUUCCAUGAAGAUCGCAAUCCCUGGGAAUCAGUGGAAGCGAAGCUAAAUGCGAUCAGGAAUAUGAUGAGAAAAUUGGUGAAACAGAAGAGGCUUGGUAGAGAAUGA
Pocillopora verrucosa is the source of this 987-nucleotide messenger RNA. Lineage: Eukaryota; Metazoa; Cnidaria; Anthozoa; Scleractinia; Pocilloporidae. The record is from RefSeq and is a predicted model, not a curated record.